AUGGCAGAUUCGAGCGCUCGUGGUCCUGUUGGGACGGCGGAGGACGAAGAUGGUGUUCCAGACGAUGAGGUAGCGAUCGCGACGCCGCAGGCGCCGUCGAAAUCGAAGGAGAAGAAGCCCAAGAGAAAGAAAUCGACUUCGUUGACAAGACGGCCCAAGAAAUCAACGAAGAACACUCAAAACAUACGGAACGACUAUGUCGAGAGAAAUCCCGACCUCCUGUCGCCAGAGGAUGCGUCAAGUCGCAGCAACCUCGAUAUUACCCCCUUGGUGGAUUUGAUUCCUCGUGCGGCGACUAGUCCUCUCGCAGCAGCAGCAGCAGCAGCAGCAGCAACAACAACAACAACAACAACAGGAAUGACUCUCCGUACUCAAAACAACAGAAGAAACUACGCAGACGACGAUGACGAGUACGAAGACAACACGGAAGAAAUGGAGAAGGCAGGAAUCGACGAUGAUAUCCCUGCGUUCAUUAAUGGAAUUCCGGAAGUCCAACCCAAAAAGCGAGGCAAAAUGAACAAGGGCGAAAUGCAACGACGUCGAAUGGUGAUUGCGUACGCUCUCCUAGAUGCCUUCGGUGCUAUCCCAGAAGACAGCGGAACCUGGGGUGGUCAGAAUGGGAUCGCAAAAGCAAUUGCAGUUCAUUUCUUGCAUUUGCCCAGGUCAUUUUCGGACCUUCGUGCAAUCAAGACCACCAUGCGAAUUGUUAUGGAGCAUUACAAAGUUGGGAUACCCUAUGACGGAAGCAACAGGCCACGAAAGGAUUACAACAAGUACUACAUCCCUGACGACUCUUUUGAGAUGCAGUUGAUUGCUGAUUGCAUUGAAGAAAACUAUGGCAUUACGCAGACCACUGCUUUUGUUAAUCUUCACCGCAGCCAACAAGGACAUGACUUGAUGUUCGGUCGGUCCACCAUCUACAAUGCAUACAAGCGCUUGCCACACAGUGUUACGCCCAUCUCCAAGCGAUCGCAGGGAAGCCUUGACAAACAGAGCAAGUGGUGUCGAGCCAAUUAUCAAUGGCAUUGCCAGCUGGCAAUUCGUUUUGGGAUAAUGACUCCAGACCGAUUGGAGAAACUCAAAGUAAAUGGUGUUCUUCCUGAAUGCUACGACAUCAAUCAAUUGACCAAGCUCAAUGUCGAGGGCGUCAUUUAUUGGGACGAAGUGCACAAGCAAGUGGUAGUAGGAAAGUGUGGUGUCAGCGGCCGACAGACAGAGACAAGGUUCAAGAGAGACAAACACGGAAAGCUUGAUCCGAAUGGCACGUAUCGUCCUCGAAAGACACAACUCAAGAUGAAAUACACGGAAGAAGCAAGGUUCUCUGUAGGUGUCGCUCUUAAGAGACUACCAAGCGGACAAGUGAUUGGAGUACGGCUACCCAUCUUCGAAUACACAAGCAAGAACAUGGUGACGCACAAGGACUAUGAAGAUGCUUUCUGGAAAGAAGUAAGACGUCCUAAGUCACUCAAAGGGGACUGUUAUCCGUGGGUUGUCUCGGCACGUGAUAAGACGAAAAACUAUACUGGCGACAAUGUCAAAAAUUUGAAGCACGUUGGAAAGGCUGCCACCACUGCACUAUUCACAAUGGACGUUCUGACCAUUGGAGACUUCGUCCAUCAACUUUGCGGUCCACAGAAGUGUCCCAACAAGAUCCAGUCAUUUCGAAGCCAAUGCCGACACAUCAGCAAUGCUAAGUUUGAAGAGAUGUGUACCGAUGCAAUCCUUGCCUUGCCUGGACCACCUGAAUCUGUCGACCAUCGCAAGAAAGACAAUCCUUACUUGUCUAGAUUUGGGGAAGCACAUUGGAGGCAGGAAGUCAUUAACUCCUCUGCCAUGCAGAAGGUAGUGUCAGUCCGCAAUUUGGUCAGACACAUGUACCAGUGUGGCAUUGACUUCUUCAAAGGAAGUAAUUUCGAAACAAACUGGCACUUCAUGCACGACGCACUGUCACUCAUGACUGCUAAGGAAACAAAAGAUUGGAUGGAGAAGGAGCGAAUCAAGAAGCACUGGAUUCUUCCUGAAUUGGGUUUGAACGACAAGAUUGGAAAGUUCGGUGGACGUCCUGUUGGGAACAACCCACGUGAUGCACCAGCUGAUCACAUCUUGAACAAGACGCAUGACGAUGUUGUCAUUCGACACGUUGCUGCCACAUCCCAUCUUCCAAAACAAGACCCAAAGAAGUUCUCCCUUGCAACUCCUCUUCUCAUUGCUUCGGCCUACAAAAGAGUGUGGAACAAUCCGCCUCUGGAACGAGACGGAACAAUUCUAUGUCCUGUUGAAGAAGGUGCUCCGUCUUCAGACAGAAUCAAACAUGACAUCAUGAAGACACAGGAGUACAUCCUCGAAGUGGUGGACAACGAUGGCUUAAACACUGUCGGCAAGGCAAGCAUCGCUGGACAUCGCGGUGACGACGCACGUCUUGCUGGAACAACCAAGCGAGGAGGUGCUCGGAAGAAGAAUGAAAAAGAAAAGACCUUCUGGUUUCAUCCAGAUGCAAGAGAUGGCUUGAAGACAUUCACAGAAGAAUCACUUGAACGCUGGAAGGGAAAGAACAACGUCAACGUUGUCUCGAACGAUCAACAACAAGCAACCAUGGAUCCGGACGCUUUCGUGGAGAAAGACGACGUUGAAGUCCUCCCACCAAAGGAAGACCGUUGCCCUGACUCUCCCAAGAGAGGAUCCAUCAGCUGUUCCAACCAGAAAGAAAGCAACGAAGCAAUCUUUGCCAGAAACAGAGCAGAUUGA
Molecule: messenger RNA, 2745 nt
Organism: Seminavis robusta
Lineage: Eukaryota; Bacillariophyta; Bacillariophyceae; Naviculales; Naviculaceae
Source: the annotation of a GenBank genome assembly